UGCUUCCCCGACCGUUCUUAGGAUGCUACUUAAAACGUUAGCUCGGUCAGAGUGGAGGGAGCUGUCAGCCGGGAUGGGAAUGGGUGGAAAUGAGAGCGAAACCUUGGGAGGCAGGAGUAUGUGAUGAAGACCUUGGGGGGAGGAAGCUCACGGUAUGCCUGCUUUCUCCUGAAAGCCUGAAGGCUUGUCUGCACUAAAAAGCCUAAAGAACCGCAUGUAAAAGAGGGAUAUUCCCAAGUGAUGUUUCCCACCCCCCGCGGGAUGCUCCUUCCACACCCUCACUCUGCCAUGCUCUUCAGUUUUGCUUCCCUGAGAGCCCCGGUCGCGUUCGGUCUUUGCGGUUUUCCUCGGCCGGCGGUGUGAGGCUCCAGCUCUUCCUCUCCCUCCCCAACCCGCAUCCCUGCGGCCCCCGGCGGAGGGGAAGGAGGGCGGGCGGGAGUUCUGAGCCCGUUCGGUGGGGAAAGCGGGAUGCUUCCCUCCCUCCCAACAAGCGCUGCCGUGAUUUGGCAGACGCUCGGGCUUUGGACCUGCCUCUGCGCCCUGCACUGGCUAGAUACGGCCUCGGCGCCCGGGUGGUGAUACCGGUAUCCGCCUGGUCCCGCCGCCCGGGCGCUGCCGAGGCCGGGGGGAUGAAGCUCCUGUGGCUGGGAGUGGAUGUCUCCCGGGUGCUGCACCUCGCUGCCGUGUUCUGCCUGACCUGCGUGCUGCUGAAGGCCAUCCAGCUGUACCACAGGCGGCGGGAGCUGCUCAGAGCGCUGGCCGACUUCCCCGGACACCCGACACACUGGCUCCUGGGUCACGUCCAUGAGUUUCUCAAGGACGAAGAGGCGCUGGACAAGGCAGAGACCUGGGCACAGAAGUACCUAUACGCUCACCCUGUCUGGUUUGGGAGAUUCUCGGCAUUCCUGGUUGUCACCGAUCCCGACUAUGCCAAAGCUCUGCUGUCCAGAGGAGAUCCCAAGGAUAACCUCAGUUAUAAAUACCUUCUCCCAUGGAUAGGGAAAGGGUUGCUGAUCUUACAUGGGCCAAAAUGGCACCAGCAUCGAAGACUCCUGACUCCGGGGUUUCAUUACGACAUCUUGAAACCAUACGUGACCCUGAUGGCAGAGUCUACUAAUGUGAUGCUGGAUAAAUGGGAACAGCUGAUCACAGAUGGGAAACCGGUGGAGCUCUUUGAGCACAUCAGCUUGAUGACUCUCGACAGCAUCAUGAAAUGUGCCUUCAGUUGUCACAGCAACUGCCAGACCGACAGGAAAAACACCUACAUCCAGGCUGUCUAUGACAUAUGCCACAUGGUGCACCAGCGCCUCAGCAUCUUCCCCUACCACAAUGACAUCAUUUACUGGCUCAGCCCCCAUGGAUUUCGGUUCAGGAAGUACUGCCAGAUCGCUCAUGACCACACAGACAAGGUGAUCCACGAGCGAAAGGAGUCCCUUAAAGAUGAACAGGAAUUUGAAAAGAUCCAGAAGAAGAGACAUUUGGACUUCUUGGACAUUCUGCUGUGUGCCAAAGAUGAGAAUGGAGCUGGACUGUCUGAUGAGGACCUGCGUGCCGAGGUGGACACGUUCAUGUUUGAGGGCCAUGAUACCACAGCCAGUGGCAUCUCCUGGCUCUUCUACUGCCUGGCGUUACACCCCGAGCACCAGGCACGGUGCCGGGAGGAGAUCCAGGGGAUCCUGGGGGAGCGGGAGACUCUUCAGUGGGAGGACUUGGGCAAGAUGACUUACAGCACCAUGUGCAUCAAGGAGAGCCUUCGCCUUUACCCGCCAGUGCCUGGUGUGUCCCGGCAGCUCAGCAAACCCAUCACCUUCCCUGAUGGACGCACCUUGCCAGAAGGCAGCAUCGCUGCGAUAAGCAUUUAUCUCAUUCACAGAAAUCCUGCAGUGUGGAAGGACCCUUCGGUGUUUGACCCUUUGCGGUUUUCCCCGGAGAACAUCUCUGGCAGACACUCUCACGCCUUUCUGCCUUUUUCUGCUGGAAUAAGGAACUGCAUCGGGCAGCAGUUUGCCAUGUAUGAGAUGAAGGUGGCUCUGGCCUUGACCCUGCUCCGCUUCGAGCUCUUGCCUGAUCCUGCCAAGCCUCCCUGCAAAAUACCCCACAUCAUUCUUCGCUCCAAGAACGGGAUUCACCUGUAUCUAAAGAAAAUCCGCUGAUGCUGGAAAACAUCCUGUCUCUGAUGGAGGGAGGGACCAAGCAGAUGACGGGACAACGUUUCUCUGGGGCAAAAGGUGCAGGGCAGGAUUUGGGGAUGAAGAUUUCUGAUUUCUGUGCCUCUUCUACCAGCUGAAAACCCUUUUCAGCCUGAGACCAGCUAGCCUGGAUGGUAUUGCACAGACCCAUUGCCAUUGGCUCUGCGAGCACCAAUCUCAGUGCAGCCACACGUGGCUGGGCCUCUGUGCUGGCUAUUCCCUUGCCCUGCUGUAAGGGAAGAUCCCACCAGCUUCCUCUUUACCAAAUCCUGCCUUUGCACUCAUGUCCUGGCUGAAUCCAUGAUUGUUCCCAGCCCUGCACCAUUGUCAGCACCUUCCUCAGUGCCUAGAGGUCUGCCCUCCUCUCCUGCAGCAGGGACAGCCUGUGGCAGACCUCUGUCUCUCUUUUCACACUCAAUGUAAUUCUAUUUUGUUGAAAACACUGUUUCCAGUUUGGGCUCAGAAAUUCUGCCUAAACUGCAAAAUACUCUGUAAUUUUUGUGUUAAUAAACCAAUAAUUAUUCCUGUGA
This is a messenger RNA of Strigops habroptila (Kakapo), 2719 nucleotides long. Its product is annotated as cytochrome P450 4B1-like. The transcript has 12 exons. Gene Ontology annotation, molecular function: iron ion binding; heme binding; monooxygenase activity. The record is from RefSeq and is a predicted model, not a curated record. The coding region runs from base 630 to 2153 and encodes 507 amino acids. NCBI's taxonomy places the organism in Eukaryota, Metazoa, Chordata, Aves, Psittaciformes, Psittacidae.